AGCUCUGAUAGGUCGGGUCAGUAAUAACGGUCAGUCUCUUGCGCUGCGGUUGGGCGCCGCUGGUUGACGUGUGGUACGUGCUAGCUGAUACGGUGUGAAUGGACUGAUGCAGUGAUGGCUGUCCCUUUGCCAGAGAGCCACGGAAUGGAGUGCUGCUAGGCUGUAACUGAAGCGAUUCUCCGAAGUCUCGCGGAACACGACGAGACCACACUCAAAACGUCAACAGUCCCCUUCGUGUGUACGUUUCCAAAGUGGAUGAGGAUGUUAAUUGUCGGAGUUCAGGUGUAAUCACUCUUUAUUAUGAAUUAGUUAUAGUUCUAACUGGUCAAUUGUUUUUAACUUUAAACAGUUUGCUACAGUUUCUUCAUGUCAUCAUUUGGAUUCAGUUCCCCAGAAUGACCCAACCUCGACCCAGCGAAUUUAUUCCACCACCGGAGUGCCCUGUCUUUGAGCCCAGUUGGGAAGAAUUCGCCGACCCGUUUGGGUUUAUCAACAAAAUACGUUCCAUCGCAGAGAAUACUGGCAUUUGUAAGAUCCGACCACCACCGGGGUGGCAACCGCCAUUUGCCUGUGAUGUGGACAGACUGCAUUUCACCCCACGCAUACAGAGGCUCAAUGAGUUGGAGGCUCAGACCAGGGUGAAGCUCAAUUUUCUGGACCAGAUUGCCAAAUUUUGGGAGCUGCAGGGCUGCACACUGAAAAUCCCUCAUGUAGAGCGCAAGUCUCUCGACCUGUACCAGCUCUACAAGUUGGUGACUGAGGAGGGUGGUUUUGACUCAGUCUGCAGAGAGCGGAAAUGGACCCAGAUCUCUCUGAAGAUGGGCUUUGCUCCCGGCAAGGCUGUUGGCUCUCACUUGCGUGCCCACUACGAGAGGAUUCUGUACCCCUACUACCUGUUUCAGACAGGAGCCAGCCUUCUGAGCUCGCAGAAGCCCACUCUCACCAAUGACACCAAAGAUAAAGAAUAUAAAUCUCAUGAUUUGCCCCAGCGUCAAUCAAUGCAGCCUUCAGAAAUCUCUACCAUUGCUCGCAGAGCCAAGCGCACAGAGGGUCGCUGUUUCAAAAGUGAGCAGGGUGAGCACUGUGAGAACAGACCCAACCUGAGGAGGAGAAUGGGCUCAUAUGUGGCAAAACCUGAACCAGUUAAAAACAUUCCAGUCCAGGUUAAACAAGAGCCUGUAGAUCCAGCUGAAUCAACACCUGAAGGGCAAAAGUCAAAGGUGGAGCAGUACAUGUGUUUGGUAUGUGGUGGAGGGGGUGAUGAGGACAGGCUGUUGCUAUGUGAUGGGUGUGAUGACAGCUACCACACCUUUUGUCUGAUCCCACCCCUGCAUGAUGUUCCCAAAGGAGACUGGAGAUGCCCCAAGUGCCUGGCCCAGGAGUGUGGCAAGCCUCAGGUUGCAUUUGGCUUUGAGCAAGCCCCCAGGGACUACACUCUCCGCUCAUUUGGUGACAUGGCAGACUCCUUCAAGUCAGAUUAUUUCAACAUGCCUGUUCAUAUGGUCCCUACAGAACUUGUUGAAAAGGAGUUCUGGCGUCUGGUCAGUACCAUUGAGGAGGAUGUGACUGUAGAGUAUGGGGCAGACAUUGCCUCCAAGGACUUUGGCAGUGGAUUCCCUGUUAAGAACGGCACCUUCACAGUCACACCUGAUGAAGAGCAUUAUCUUACUAGUGGUUGGAACCUGAACAAUAUGCCGGUGCUGGACGCAUCUGUGCUGACUCACAUUACAGCUGACAUAUGUGGGAUGAAGCUGCCCUGGCUCUAUGUUGGCAUGUGCUUUUCCUCCUUCUGUUGGCACAUAGAGGAUCACUGGAGCUACUCUAUCAACUAUUUGCACUGGGGAGAGCCAAAGACAUGGUAUGGUGCUCCUGGCUAUGCCGCAGAGCAGUUGGAAAUGGUGAUGAAGAAACUGGCCCCCGAGCUGUUUGAGUCGCAGCCAGAUCUGCUCCACCAGCUGGUCACCAUUAUGAACCCCAAUCUCCUAAUGGAGCACGGAGUCCCUAUUUACCGCACUAAUCAGUGUGCUGGAGAGUUUGUCAUCACCUUCCCCAGAGCCUAUCAUAGUGGGUUCAAUCAAGGCUUCAACUUUGCAGAGGCUGUAAACUUCUGCACAGUGGACUGGAUCCCUCUGGGUCGCCAGUGUGUGGAGCAUUACCGCUCUCUGAACAGAUACUGUGUCUUCUCGCACGAUGAGAUGGUGUGUAAUAUUGCGGCCAAGGCAGACAGCUUGGAGCUGGAGCUGGCCUCUGCCAUACAGAAGGACUUGUGUGCUAUGAUUCAAGAGGAGAAGGAGCUGCGUGAGAAGGCUUACAAGCUGGGUGUGUGGCACUCCCAGCAGGUGGACUAUGAAGAGCAACCAGACGAGGAGAGGCAGUGUGCUAAGUGCAGGACCACCUGUUACCUGUCUGCCAUCAUGUGUCCCUGCAGCCCGAACCAGCUGGUCUGUCUACACCACCUCCAGGGCCUGUGCUCCUGCGACCCCAGCAACUACACACUGAAUUAUAAAUACACCUUGGGUGUGUUGAACCAAAUGUUUAAGGCUGUUGGAACACGUGCAGAGUCAUACGAUGAUUGGGCUUCUAAGGUUAACAAGAUUUUGAAGACUGACCAAGACAAAAGUGACUUGGAGGACCUUCGUGCACUGGUUGUGGAGGCAGAGAAGAAGAUGUACCCCGAGAUGGACCUGCUGCGGCAUUUGCGCCAAAUCAUCCAGGAUGCAGAGAAGAGUGCCUCAGUGGCCCAGCAGUUACUUAAUGGCAAGAGACAGACCAGGUAUCGCACUGGUGGAGGAAAAUCUCAGAACCAGCUCACUGUUGAGGAGCUGAGGUCAUUUAUCCAGCAGCUCUAUGACCUGCCCUGCACAAUCAGACAGGCCCCUUUUCUCAAGGCUCUGCUGAGCCGCAUUGAGCAGUUCCAGCAGCGGAGUGCAGACCUCCUGGCUGAGGACAUGCCUGGCUCAGUGGCCCUGCAAGGCUUGCUCGAUGAGGGCACCAGUCUGGAUGUGGACCUGCCGGAGUUGGCCGUGCUCAGGCAGAGGUUGGAACAGGCGCGGUGGGUGGAGGCUGUGCAGCAGGCCAGCGAGCAGCCUGCUAGCCUCAGCCUGGACUGCAUGAGGAGGCUGAUUGACCAGGGUGUGGGACUGGCACCCCAUGCCUGUGUGGAGAGGACUAUGGCCUGGCUGCAGGAACUGCUUACUGUGUGCGAGCACUGGGAGGAGAAGGCGCAUAACAUGCUGACUGCCAGGCCUUGUCAUAAUCUGGAGAUGCUGGAGGCAGCCUUGCUGGAAGUAAACAGUAUUCAUGCUUACCUGCCUAAUUGUCUCCAGCUCAAGGAUGCUGUCAGCAAGGCCAGAGAGUGGAUACAGGAGGCGGAUGCCUUACAGCUUGGUGGGCGUGUCCCUGUUCUUGCCACACUGUCUGAUCUGGUCUCAAAAGCUAAGGGCAUCCCAGUUCUGCUGGAGUCACUAGCUCGGCUGGAGAGCCUGGUGUCUGAGGUGCAGGCUUGGAAAGAGAGUGCAGUUAAAACAUUUUUGUUGAAGAACUCCUCUCUGUCACUCUUGGAGGUCCUGUGUCCCAAGUGUGAGACAGAGUGUCUGAAAUCAAAAUCUAAAAGAGUGAAAGAUGUCUCCCCAACUGGCAAAAAAACAGGUGUUAAACUGGACUGUCUCAGUGAUGUGGAGAAAGCUCUCUCUGAAAGCAAAGACACAACCUCAGCAAUGGCCACUCUUGGUGAGGUACGUCUGAAGGAGCUGGAGAACCUGUCUGUUUUGAGGACCUCAAAUGAGGCAAAGUUUCAGCCAACACACAACAGUUCUGCACCUACAGUGUGUUUGUGUCAUACAGUGCCAGCAGGCCCCAUGCUCCAGUGUGAACUCUGCCGCGAUGCUUACCACAGUGGCUGCGUACCAGGGUUCCAGGAAACACAGAUUGGGCAGCUGUGGUUAUGCCCGCGCUGCAGUCGAUCCAAGAAGCCCCCCUUGGACAAAGUGUUGCCCCUGCUAGCCUCUCUUCAGCGUAUCCGAGUCCGUCUACCAGAGGGUGAUGCGUUGCGUUAUCUGAUCGAGAGGACAGUGCGUUGGCAGCAUAGAGUGCAACAGGUCUCCCCUUUUACACAGCAAUUUAGUGGGAAAAUUAGAACUAUUUCUGGAAUGGCUUCCACUCUGACCCUAGAAGGGAGUAACGGUUCCUUCUACAUGCUUCAUCCAUGCAUUCCUCUCAGUGUUCUUAGCCCUGACCUGGAAGAGCUACUGGCAGAGGGCCUCCUGCUGCAGGUGACUUUACCCGAGCUGCAACAGCUCUACCAAGGCCUGCUUAGCCGGUUCUCCCCCUCUCACCACUCCCUCCAGAGUAGUGAGCAUGACCAUCAGUACUACAUUGCUCAGGACAGGAGCCCACCCCACAAGAGCCCAUUGCACAAAAGUCCACCCCACAGCAAAGGACAGGAUGUCAUCCUGGAGUUGCAGAAGGAAAGGGAGAAGCUAGAGAAGAAUCCCAAAAGGCGCUUGGAGAAUGAGAACCCUGAUGUGCAGGACAGAGGCAAGAUUAAGAAGCCCAAGAAAAAGAAGCCUAAGACGAACAAGGAGAGGAGACGUGAGGAAAAAAGAAACAUCUCCCCUUCUAAUUCGCUCUCAGACCCAUCCAGUUCAGAGGAUUCAGAAGAAGACUGGUCUGUGUGCUCAGCAAAGCAAUGUUUGCAGCCAGAGGGCAACGAGGUUAAUUGGGUCCAGUGUGAUGGUAGCUGUAAUCAGUGGUUCCACCAGACAUGUGUGGGUGUGUCUGCUGAGCAGGCCGAGAAUGAGGACUACAUCUGCGUCAACUGCUCAUUAAAUGAUUUGAUGUAAUGAGGACCAAAGCAGAAACACAUUGAAAAGUCAAAAGACUUUGUUUUGCACAUGAGUUAUAGCACCAAGUAUGCACCAGAUCCAUUUCCUUGUCCUCAGAAGUCCCAAUCAGUCCUCCCUGUUACUCCGGUGCUACGUUCUUCUUGAUAGGACUGUUAUCCAGAACCAUUUAAGACUCUUGUCAGCUUUUCUGGUAUUUUUACAUUUCCUCUUAUAAACGUUCUUUCUCUUGUCUAGAAGAUAUGAUACAGAGAUGUACCUCAGGAGUCUCCAUCCCGUGAAUACGCAGCAGAGGGAUAUCAGCUUCCCCGAAUGUAAAAUUGGAUUCAGUUUUUCAGAAGCCAUGUUUCCUUCUAACGUGAAGUAAUCAGAAGACUUUGCUUUGGGGCUUUUUCCACCAAAUUGUAUUAAUUGGACUUUUAACAGAUAGGUCUGAAUUUAUUUUUGGAACCCUGCUUUGGUACAUGUAUCUAAUAAUGUUAUUUAUUUAUCCCAGCAUUGUCUAUGCUGGUUGCCCUGAUUUUCGGUAGCUUGAGAUCUGCUCUGAUCUGUAGCUUCUUGCAUUGUUGACGGUUGUACAGAAUCCUGAUGUAGGUCGUCUGAGUGAUGUAGCAGACAGAAGAAGUGUGAACUAUACUUUGUGACUUUAUGCUGUUUCUUAAAAAAAAGAAACACUAUUAAUGAUGUUAAUUCAGCUGUGGAAUAAAAUGAGUUGUUCUCACUGA
Messenger RNA from Colossoma macropomum (tambaqui), 5566 nucleotides. It is a transcript of the gene kdm5ba, whose product is annotated as lysine (K)-specific demethylase 5Ba. Gene Ontology annotation, cellular component: nucleus. The transcript has 28 exons. Gene Ontology annotation, biological process: chromatin remodeling. NCBI's taxonomy places the organism in Eukaryota, Metazoa, Chordata, Actinopteri, Characiformes, Serrasalmidae. Gene Ontology annotation, molecular function: DNA binding; histone demethylase activity. The record is from RefSeq and is a predicted model, not a curated record. The coding region runs from base 396 to 4841 and encodes 1481 amino acids.